AUGCGAGACUUGUCCUCAUUGCCUGAAAACUUUGGGAAUCUUCCGGCCUUGAAGACUUUAGUGCUGCAUGAGCUGCCGCUUCUCCGCCUCCCCGCGUCCUUCACCAGACUCACAUCUCUGGAGGCGUUUUUUCUGGUGUGCGAGGGGAUGGGCGAGCUGCAUGGAGGGGGUCUGGCCAGUCUGCAAACCCUUUGUCUCACCCAAUUCAGCCAAGACAAGCUGCCGUCCACAUUCACGCAGUUGGCUUCGCUGACCAGGUUGCAACUGGAUGAGUGCGACUUUGUUGAGCUUCCUACGGGCAUGGCAGAGAUGACAAACCUGCAGGAGCUUUGCAUUCGGGAGUGCCAGGCCUUGAAAGAGCUUUCGGAAUUCUUGACGGCGCUCGUCAGCCUUCGAGUGCCGAGGAUUGAAGGGUGUGACGAACUCUCGUCGGUUCCCAAGAGGCUGGACAAUCUCACCAGGCUGAAGCAAUUGGAACUGAGGAGAUGUGAACUGCUGACUGAAGUCCCUCAGUCUCUGCCACUCAGUCUCCGGGCACUAUCUUACAAUGGCAACCAGCAGCUGGUGUCUUGGCCAGGCGUUUCAACACUGACAGAUUUGAAGAAGCUGCGUUUGGGCACUGUGAGUGCAACCUGCCUUGAGGCCAUCAGCAGCCGCCUAAAUGGUCUGGAGCACCUAGAGCUCGCGUUGGGAGAUGAAGAUGAUGCCAAGGAGUCCCUGUCCGCGUUGACAAGGCUAUCUCGCCUCCGCACCUUGACACUCCACGGGGCCCGUAGCAUAAAGAAGCUGGUGGGGUUUGACGGGUCGGCAUUGCAGGAGCUACGGCAGUUGAACAUCCACACUGGGCGUGAUGAAUUCACAGAGCUGCCUGCAGCCAUCACCGCUCUCCACCACCUCACAUCCAUUCGAAUAGAAGCGCACAACUUAUCGUCUAUUCCGGACGCCAUUGGAGCAUUGUCAAGGCUGCACAAGCUGAAUCUAUCCGACUGCUUCUCCCUCACGCUCCUCCCUGCUUCCCUCACGCAGCUCUCGUGCCUGCAUGAGCUCAACCUCAGCUGCACCAGCAUCCAGCUGCUCCCUGCAGGCUUUACUCAGCUCAGCAGGCUGAAGAAUCUCAAGCUUGGGAACUGCAGGCAGCUCCAGGCUCUGCCUGACGACAUACGGGAUCUCCCAAUGCUCGAUUUUCUUGAUACUAUGGGCUUUUACAUGCUGCAGCGCUGA
Closterium sp. Yama58-4 is the source of this 1221-nucleotide messenger RNA. The record is from the annotation of a GenBank genome assembly. Lineage: Eukaryota; Viridiplantae; Streptophyta; Zygnematophyceae; Desmidiales; Closteriaceae.